UCUCACCGGAAGUGCAGUGUUCCAGGCUGUUCUAUGGGCGGUUAGCUUGUGUACACAUGAACCGCUACCCGAAAUAAAGCCAAAUCUAUAGUUUUCUCUCAUCAUUUCAUCUGCAGGUUUUGGUCGAUUGUUAUACACCCAAUUUUCCUAAAACGUGCCCUUUAUUGGAGAAGAAAAUGCCACGUAGACGUCAGCAGAGACCUAUGCCAGGGAGUGGUUCAGAUGGGACAGAAGACUCAGACUCCUCUGCUGAGCGGGAGCAGACCAACAGCUCAGAAAGUGAUGGGAAUAUUCCCAAGAGACAGCGCCUCACUCGAGCCUCCACUCGCCUCAGCCAGAGCUCUCAGGACACACCAGACUUGAAGCGCGCAGUUGACCACGAUGAGUCUCCUCCGCUGACGCCCACAGGAAACGCCCCCUCCUCCGAGUCCGAACUCGACAUUUCCAGCCCCAAUGCUUCUCAUGAUGAGAGCCAGGCAAAAGACCAAACCAGCAGAGAUUCAGAUAAGGAUCUUUCCCACCGACCUAAGCGCCGCCGCUGUCAUGAGACCUACAAUUUCAACAUGAAGUGCCCCACUCCAGGGUGUAAUUCACUCGGUCAUCUUACAGGGAAGCAUGAACGUCAUUUUGCUGUAUCAGGUUGCCCUCUUUACCACAAUCUUUCAGCUGAUGAAUGUAAGGUUAAAGCUGUCACCCGUGACAAACAAGAAGAGGAGAUGAAAGUGCAGGAAGAGAGCAAUUCUCGGCAUGCGACUCGCCAUCAGACCCCAACAUCAAAACAGAGCCGCUACAAGGAGCAGGUCAAUGAAUUGAGAAAAGGUCGAAACUCUGGCCUGCAGAAAGAGCAAAAGGAAAAGCAUUUGGAGCAUCGACAGACUCAUGGCAAUACCCGAGAGCCACUGCUGGAAAACAUCACUAGUGAUUAUGACUUGGAGCUGUUCAGAAAGGCCCAAGCUCGAGCAUCAGAAGACUUGGAGAAGUUGCGUAUCCAAGGCCAGAUCACUGAGGGCAGUAACAUGAUAAAGACUAUCCUGUUUGGCCGAUAUGAGCUUGACACCUGGUACCACUCUCCUUACCCAGAGGAAUAUGCACGCCUGGGCCGCCUCUAUGUGUGCGAGUUCUGCCUAAAGUACAUGAAGAGCCAGACCAUACUGAGGAGGCACAUGGCCAAGUGUGUGUGGAAGCAUCCUCCAGGUGAUGAGGUUUACCGGAAAGGUGCAAUAUCAGUGUUUGAAGUUGAUGGAAAAAAGAAUAAGAUCUAUUGCCAGAACCUGUGCUUACUUGCCAAACUCUUCUUAGACCAUAAAACUCUGUACUAUGAUGUGGAGCCAUUUCUUUUUUAUGUGAUGACAGAGGCCGACAACACUGGCUGUCAUUUAGUGGGCUACUUUUCCAAGGAAAAGAACUCAUUCCUCAAUUACAAUGUGUCUUGUAUUCUCACAAUGCCGCAGUACAUGAGACAGGGCUUUGGCAAGAUGCUCAUUGAUUUCAGUUACCUUCUUUCCAAAGUGGAGGAGAAGGUGGGGUCACCUGAGAGACCACUCUCUGACCUAGGCCUCAUCAGCUACAGAAGUUAUUGGAAGGAAGUUCUACUGCGAUACAUGUACAACUUUCAAGGGAAGGAGAUCUCCAUUAAAGAGAUUAGCCAAGAAACUGCAGUGAAUCCGGUAGACAUUGUGAGCACCCUGCAAUCCCUCCAGAUGCUCAAAUACUGGAAAGGAAAGCAUCUUGUUUUAAAGCGACAGGACCUGAUCGAUGAAUGGAAAGCAAAAGAGAUCAAGAGAGGGAACAGCAACAAAACCAUAGACCCCACCUCACUCAAAUGGACCCCUCCUAAAGGGACAUAAACAACGUCUGCUGCUCAAUAAACUCUAGCCACAAGUAGCCUCGACUCUAAUGUCUACAACAUCAGUAUUUUUUGUUUUCUCAUGGACUUUUUUUACUUUUUUAUUUUACUGUUGACUGAUGUUUAUUGAACGAUUGUCCACAAAAGAACUCAAGGGGUUUUGCUUGUCCAAAAUGUGCUUUCUAUACUUUGAAUGUCAAGUGUUCAACAUAUCAUGGUUACUUUGCAGCAUUUCCAGGCUGUUAGCAUUAGUUCUUUAAGAAUUGCAUUUUGAUGCUGGUUAUUUUUUAGUUCAAUGAUAUUUUAAUAGCAUAGAAGUUUAACGCAGAGUGUAUUUGACUAGUAUAAUAGAAACCUUCUUUGGUUGAUGUGAUAUUGUAUAGAUUCUUUUAAGCUCCAUCAAUAGAUGAUUUGGACCCAUUCCUCUUGAGAACCUGCCAAAUUAUGAAAUUAAAAUGAGAAACCCAGAAAAUGCACAUAAAUAUACAGAUAACCUCAGGUUUUUAUAGUAUUGUACUGAACCUUGCUUAUGUGAUUUCUCCAGAACAUCAGAUGCAGUUGAAGGAUGGAUUCUUGGCAAAGCGUCUGCAAUGAAUUAAAUGUUGUGUCACUGUAA
Periophthalmus magnuspinnatus is the source of this 2462-nucleotide messenger RNA. RefSeq names its product K(lysine) acetyltransferase 7b (gene kat7b). Lineage: Eukaryota; Metazoa; Chordata; Actinopteri; Gobiiformes; Gobiidae. Bases 177 to 1847 code for a protein of 556 amino acids. Gene Ontology annotation, biological process: regulation of DNA-templated transcription. Gene Ontology annotation, cellular component: nucleus. Gene Ontology annotation, molecular function: histone acetyltransferase activity; zinc ion binding. The transcript has 14 exons. The record is from RefSeq and is a predicted model, not a curated record.